AUGAACACUCGCUUUCUUGCUCUUAGUAUUAUCGUGGCAAUCUUAUGCAUUGAUGCAUCCUAUGCUCGUAGUAUAGACGUUUGGAGCCAACAGUUGAUGGAGGACGCAGUGAAAGUUGCUCGUCGUGAUCUUAUCGAAAUGAUGCAACAAGCUGUACGAGAUACUGAUGACGAUGAUGAUGAUGAUCAACAUGAGACAGAAAGACGACAAUCGAUUCCAUCUGGCAGUUUCAAAGGUCUCUGCUUAUUUGAAGAUCAUUUCGGUCAAUGCCCCAGUGCUUGCAAACGAGAUGGUCAUCCAGAUGGUGGAAAGUGUCACGAUUUUAAAUGUCUUUGUUUCUAA
This is a messenger RNA of Adineta ricciae, 342 nucleotides long. The record is from the annotation of a GenBank genome assembly. NCBI's taxonomy places the organism in Eukaryota, Metazoa, Rotifera, Eurotatoria, Adinetida, Adinetidae.